Syngnathoides biaculeatus (alligator pipefish) is the source of this 2732-nucleotide messenger RNA. It is a transcript of the gene gde1, whose product is annotated as glycerophosphodiester phosphodiesterase 1. Gene Ontology annotation, biological process: lipid metabolic process. The record is from RefSeq and is a predicted model, not a curated record. Gene Ontology annotation, molecular function: phosphoric diester hydrolase activity. Lineage: Eukaryota; Metazoa; Chordata; Actinopteri; Syngnathiformes; Syngnathidae. The transcript has 6 exons. The coding region runs from base 1 to 1005 and encodes 334 amino acids.
AUGCUGCAGCUAGGCGAUGAUGUCUCCCUUUACUCAGUCGUGUUCGUGGUGGUUCUGCUGGCCACUCGGAGCCCGGUGUGGUCCGGCGUCCUCGCCGGCUGUCUCUACUUGUUCCUGGCCAUGUUCCGCUUCCCGCAGCUGCCGGCCAGCCGAGCCCGACAAGUGCUUCACCCGGUCGGAUCCGGGAAGGUGUCCGUGGUUGCCCAUCGGGGAGGCGGACACGACGCACCGGAAAACACAAUAGCGGCCAUCCGGCUGGCCAGCAAGAACGGGGCGUCCGGAGUGGAACUAGACCUGGAGUUCUCUGCAGACGGAGUCCCAAUCCUGAUGCACGAUGAGAGCGUGGAUCGAACCACAAAUGGAUCAGGCCUCCUCAGUCAAAUCAGAUAUGCUGACCUGAGUAAACUUGAUGCAGCCGCUAAACAUCGACUCAGGGACAAGUUUGCUGGUGAAAAAAUCCCAAGACUGGAACAGGCAGUGGAGGAAUGCAUCAAACUGCAGCUCACCAUAUACUUUGAUGUGAAAGGACAUCCAGACGAGGCAGCUGCAGCACUUUCAGCUUUGUACAAGAAGCAUCCAGUCCUUUACAACACCAGCAUUGUCUGCUCCUUUGAGCCCAAGGUCAUCUACAAGAUGCGUCAUACGAACGCACAGGUGCUGACUGCGCUGACCCACAGGCCCUGGAGCCUGAGCCGUUUUGGCGACGGCUCCCCACGUUACCAGUCACUGUGGAAACAAAAUUGGCUGACAUUAAUGGAUAUCGUGUUGGACUGGGCCCACCAUCACUUGCUGUGGAAGCUCUGCGGCAUUUCUGCCUUCCUGGUGCAAAAGAACUUUGUCUCGCAUUUGUCGUGUCAUCCCCCCCCCCAGGGACUAUGUGCAGUACUGGAGCCAGAGGGGGGUGGAGGUGAUUGCCUGGACCGUAAACAAUGGCGUGGAGAAACAACACUACCAGGAGCUUCUGAAAGUCGGCUACAUCACAGACAGCCUUGUGGAGGACUGUGACCCUCACUACUGACAUUCCGACUUGCACUGAGAGAAAAUCACACUAGAACUCCUCUCGUGCCACUUUUUAGUACGUACAUGUGUUUAUGUACUGUAUACACCACUCGGAGAAAGUUAAGAGAAACAGAAUCCAGCUAUUGAAUGCCGUUUCAAGAUUAACUUAAAAUGCAUGAAAACCUUUGCAGGUGAAAUUAAUUUUACCUUCUCUCAACUUUUGAAUGCACACGUACAAUUGUUGACUUGCCUCAUUAUGUUUUUUACAUAAUUCUUAAUAUUUCUUUUAAAAUUUACGGAGAAGCCCAAACUGAAUUAUGGAUGGGAUGGAUGCGUCACGCUCGCCUGGCCGCUUCACAACGCACUUUGGGUGGUCGCUAAUAUGCCGACAGCCCUGCUGAUGUUUUCAUACAUCUCACGUCUGUAAAACGGUGGCUCUCGUUAGUAAAUGUAGUGGUAUAUGUAAGCAGCAAAUUGGAAACAGUUGGCCUGAGAUUAUCAAGCAGAAAGAAUUUAAUUCAAAUGAAAGAAAAUCUGCAAGUAAAUCUGACCGUUUUGGUUCUUUGAGCACAAUUUGCUGUUCUCCAACAAGUAGAAGAAUGGCAAAAUUCACAACAGCUGUUUCAUCCACGAAGGAGCCAAUAUGCCUUUCUAUCUCUCUUCUAUUUUGUCUGUGGUAACCUGCUUAUGACACUGUCAAGGGCCGGCGAGAGGGAAAAGCGAACAAAGUGCCUGUUUUGGGCCCUCUGAGGAGGAAUUGUCUGUCUCUCUUUUUUAAACCCUGUGACGAUUUUCUUCAACACAAAUGUGAAGUGACCAAAAAUCGAAUUUUGUUUAGGGGCCUACUAAGGUAAACCCACUUCAUUCACAAUGGUGAGAUACUUAAUGAUACAUUUCUAAGUUGUCUUGGUCUCAUGAUUUCACAAUGUAAACAGCAUGGAAAGGAGUGUUGUAAUUGAAUCAGGAAAUGCUUAUUUCAUAGAUCAAACACUAGUUACAGAACAGCAAGUUGUCUAAAAAUCUGAAUCCAUGAAUAUUAGGGUGUGCAGAAGUUUAGAGGCCAAAUUAUGUUUACCUGUGAAAGUGUUGUGCAGUUUAGCUUCAUCCUGAAAUUUCACCUAAAGCUGUAAUACCCCUAAUCUUGUGUAAGUAGGAUCAGAGGCACGUCAUCCCAAUCAAAGUGGGUUACAUUGUGUGUCAUGAAGACGCAGUAAGAGGUCUGUCAAGGUCUGCCAUGUCACAUUCCCUCGCCAUGUGGCCAACAAGCAAUAAACGUGGCCUAAUGUCUGCAAUGAAACACUGGCCACAUCAUCCGAAAUCUAAGUUAUUAAGCUGGUUAAUUUUUUUUUUUUUUACACUUGAUAUACACAAAAAAAAAACCUUGUGAAGAAUACAUUUUCCAUUGUUUAUAUGACAGUUUAAUAUGGAAGUCACCUCAGGACAUUGCCUCCAAUCAAUCAUGCAGCUUCAUUUGUUAUUCUAUGGACUCUGAUUGUGAAAGAUGAUAAAUGGAUGUACGAUAGGAACAUAAAAGUCUUCUGAUUUUACACUGGUACUUUCACUCUUGGCCAGUGCACUCAGGUGAGUGACCCACAUAGUAAGAGACAAGCAGACAAGGUGAUGAUAUCAGUCAGGAUAAACCUGUCUGGGGAAAUUAAAUGUAUUUGAUAUUUUUUUUAAAUGCCAUGGUGAAAGAUAUUACUGCAUGUAUAUAAAUAAAUGGUAUAAUAUUC